Molecule: messenger RNA, 6320 nt
Organism: Spirodela intermedia
Lineage: Eukaryota; Viridiplantae; Streptophyta; Magnoliopsida; Alismatales; Araceae
Source: the annotation of a GenBank genome assembly
AUGUCCUCGUCUUCCUCCAUCAACCCCCAAUCACCGGGCCUGAAGAUCUACUUCAAGACUCCCGAGGGGCGAUACAAGCUGCAAUACGAGAAGAGUCAUCCCUCGGGGCUCCUCCACUACUCGCAUGGCAGAACCCCAUCUCAGGUUGUUGGAAAGAGAAAUGAAAGCAGUUUGACUCAUAAAUUGAGCCGCGAUAAGGCUGGCGAUUAGGAUUGCUUUCUUGCUCAUGCAUCUGAUUCUUGAUAAAAUCGGCGAUUUUUUCAGGUGACACUCGCUCAUCUCAAGGAGAAACCGGCCGCCCAGACACCUGCCACGCCGUCGACCCCGAGCUCUAGCGCUGGAGUGAGGUCAGCGGCCGUGAGGUGGCUUGGAGGUGGAAAUGGCACCCGGGCUCUUGGCUUUGUUGGGGGCAAUGGUGCCGGAAAAGUGGUAACGGGGGGCAGCAGGAUCGGGGGCACCCUAGGGUCGUCGACUGCAGGAUCUAACAGCUCCCCUUCCACAUCGAAUUACGAUGGUAAGGGGACAUAUCUGAUCUUCAAUGUCGGGGAUACACUCUUCAUCAGCGACUUCAAUUCCCAGGAUAAGGUAUUGCCUCCUGUCAGUGAACUUUUUUUUUUUUUUUUUUUUUUUGAGACUGAGGUAUUCUUCGGGUAAUUGAUCUUUGCUCUCUUUUUUUCGUUUCACCAAUUUAGGAUCCUAUUAAGUCGGUACAUUUCAGCAACUCGAACCCAGUGUGUCAUACUUUUGACAACGAAGCUAAGGAUGGGCACGAUUUACUCAUUGGGUUGGCCUCUGGAGAUAGUGAGAUCUGGUUCUUAGUUUCUUGUCUUCUGAGUUCCCAAGUCUCACAUAUUUUCUUAUAUAUUGCUGUUUCGUGCAUAUGAUGUGUCAGUCUACUCAGUGUCGCUGAGACAGCAAUUGCAAGAUGUUGGAAAGAAGCUCGUGGGAGCUCACCAUUACAACAAGGAUGGCUCCACCAAUAACAGGCAAGUCUGAAUUUCUGUAUGGGUACUGAUUUAUUCUUUUGUAUUUUACGUUUCUUUGUCACGGAAUCUGCACUUGGCUGAAAACAACAAUUCCCUGCGAUCUGCAUGUAAAGUCAUGGACUAAUAAAUGGAAAUGCGUCCUAUUUACUGUAUUAUGCACCCUCUCCUCUGGUGGACUGGUUAGUAUUGAUCACAACAAUAGGCAGGUAUUGCAGUGUGUUGUCUCUUCUAAAAUGUGUACUCUGGUUUUGUGUCUUAAAUGAUAUCAAGCGGGUUGAGUCCUAUUCCUUUCCUAGCCCUUUUGUAGAGAAUUAGACUAAAUGCACAUCUCAUUGGUUUUUCUUCUGCACGUCUCAAAUAUUUUGUUCAGAAGAUAGUACUGUUACUCCAUAUUAAAAAAAAAAAAACUUUUGAAGAUUGUAUGCUAAAAAUUGCCACAUAAUGAGCUAUCACUGGGUCUGAAAGAAUAGGGUUAUCAACUAAUCUGAAAGAACUAAAAGCAGCAAAUAAUACACUUGAUUUCAAGUUUAUAUUUUCUCAGCAUUUGUCUACGUUAUUGGUCGUUCAGAUCUUUUACGCUAAUAUUUAGAAAGGAUGGGAUAUGGGGCCAGUCAGGAAGCAUAUUAUAGAAAAACCUGGACUACUAGGUAUUCAUUGUUUUCAUUAUGACUUCGUGCUCUGCUUUUCAAGUGUUGUUAUGAUUUCCUAGUUUUCUGUUCAAUGUUUUCUGAAAAAUUCAUUUUAUAUACACGUAAUGGAUUAUUGCGACCUUAUAUAUUAUAUACCCCAUAAUUACAAGUUCCGGGUUAUUGCGUCAUUCAAUCUUCCAUAGGCACGCAAUUUUGGUCAAAUCUCAAAAAGGAAUUCCAACUGAGUAUUGAUCACGUAAAAGCAUGUAGAUCAGAGUUUAUGAUUCUGUAAAACUGUUGGGUUUUUCACGUAUGUAUUCUUUUAGGUGAUUGGGGGAGGCCGAGGGCAUAUCAUAAUUGUAAUCGGAAAAUAUAAUUUUGUUCCUUGACAAGUUGUUUUUAACAUAGAGUUGAUUUUGUUUUUUCAGAACUCAUAGUUUAAUCCAUUUUAUGCCUUUUAUCAUAUUGCAUUAUUAAAUGAGGCACGACCAUCCGCUAACUUGUAUCCAAAAGGUAUGGUACUUUCUGACUUGGAGUUGACCUUUACUUCUUUUCCUGCAGCCGAUGCAUGUGUCUCUCCUGGGUGCCUGAAGGUGACGGUGCAUUCGUUGUUGCUCAUGUUGAUGGAAAUCUAUAUAUUUAUGAAAAAGUGAGCCAAAUAGUUUUUUUUAAUCAAUUCUCUCUUUAAGCAUUUGUCUUGACUUGGAACUAAGAAAAGAUAUGCUUCUUGUCUAGUCAAAAGAUGGCACUGCGGACUCCUCAUUUCCAGCUGUCAAAGAUCAAACUCAGUUUUCUGUUGCACAUGCUCGAUCAAGUAAGGUAAUGACCUUCCACUUUUCACUUUAAUUUCAUUUUUUUGCCAAACAGCUCCUAUGAGAACAUGCUCGGAGAUUUUAUUUAUUUUCUUUUUUGGUAAAACUUGUGCACAUUCAAUUUUUUCUUCAAUAAAUUUACCCAUCACUUUACAAAGUAGGCAAUAAUAAAGGUUUUGAGGACUUAACCAUAAAAAAUGAAAGAAACCAAGCAAUCUUAUGCCUGGAUCUUAAUUCAUAUGGAUACGUGUCUUUAUUUUGUGAAUCUCCUUUUGCUUUUAAAAAAAUUGAUAAUAUGGGCAGGUACAUGCCGCACGUGCGAUUCAAAUAAUUUUCUUGGGAGUUUGAUUCUUCCUGUUGUUACUGUAGAGUUUAAAUUAAAUUUUGACAUCUUUCUUACGUGAGAAUAGGCCAGUUAAUAGCAAGAGUUAACUAAUGCUGAUCAUUUUCUUUUAAUAUAUUAUCAUGACCUGGUAUACUGUCUAUUUUCACCAGCCAAAUGUUGACUCAGAUACUCGUAUUUUUGCUCUCUACUGUCUUAGGCUGGACCUGCAUAAGAAAAUGCAUUGAAAAAUGCUGGUUUUCUCUUCCCCCACAGAUUUCCUACAUCGAUUUUAUUUCUCAGAUAUUUGUGUCCAUCUUCUAUAAUACUCACCGUGGUAGCCAUUUUAUCCAAUAUCACUUGUCUAUAUUUAUUACCUGAAAUUGCUUCAGAAUUAUCCUGAUAUGUCUAUUUUCCAUGUUCCUUUAUUUUUUUUGAGAAUGAAUCCUAUUUCAGAUACUAUUUGAAAGAAAUAUUAUUCCUGAUACGACGAAAGUGUGUAGGAAAAAAAACUUGAGGAUUUAAAUAAAAUGAUUUUGGGUACUAGUCACAGCUGAUAACAACAGCAAGAGGGACGAAUUCUGGUUUACUACAAUAUCUGGCUAUCUACUCAGCAACCUGGGGAUUGUGUCAAAGCCUGGUCUAGAUUAGUGCAGACUGUAAACAGAUAGUAGUUUCCCCUCACAUAUUUUCAUCAUGUAAUUCUUCAUUUGCUCAUGCAACCUGAAAAACUUCACAGAUAGUAGUUUCCGCUCACAUAUUUUCAUCAUGUAAUUCUUCGUUUGCUCAUGCAACCUGAAAAACUUCAUUGACUUUCUUCUCUAUGUCUAAUAAGCACGAUUGUAAAUUUAUUUUCGAGCAACAAAUGGAAAAGCAGGCUAAUCUUUUUUAAAAAAAUGUUUCCCAAUUUUGAUUGACCUUUCCUAACUUUUGGUGCCUCUGAACAUUAUCUCAUCCCAUUGAGUCUUGUUUUUUACAUUAACUGAACAGGAAUUAUUCCUUUAUUUGGCAAAUGUAUCUAGGUUUAGACUAUGAAUUUGACGGCUGCUAGUUGGGAUGCCAAUAUAUUUCUGCUCGAGUAAUUACUUUAUCAUUCUAUAAAUGAAAUCUCGUUCAGAGUCUAUAUACUUGAGAUUUUUUUUUGAAAAUUUGGCUGCAGCUGUGCUAUCUCUUGACUUCUCAUGCUUCACUUGCAGAGCAAUCCUAUUGCUAGGUGGCAUAUUUGUCAAGGUUCGAUCAAUAGCAUCUCAUUCUCAGUGGAUGGAGCAUAUUUGGCCACUGUGGGGAGAGAUGGUAAUUUGAUUUGAAAUAAUGGGAAAUUGAUCGAUAUUAUAUAUUACAUACUGUUUCUGUAAUAGCAGUGCCGUUUUUGCAGGUUUCUUGAGAGUAUUUGAGUAUCCAAAGGAGCAACUAAUAUUCGGUGGAAAAAGUUAUUACGGUGCACUUUUAUGUUGUGCAUGGAGGUAAUGAAACUUUUUAGCUCGAAAUGUCAGUUUCGUACUAUUUUUAUCAAAUACCUAACAGGGGAUUCGUCAUCAUAAUCUAUCCUCAAGGAGCUUUGUAGCCCAGUUUUUGCUCUCAUCUGACAGUCAUUCAUUUUAUGUUAUUGAUUUAUUUUUUUAAAAAUUGUGCAAAUGACCCGCAGUCUGGGGGAAUAAAGCUUUAUUUUAAAUUACUGAAUAUAAAAGCUGAUUCUCAGCUCGGAUGGAAAAUACAUCUUGACUGGGGGUGAAGAUGAUCUGGUACAAGUUUGGAGCCUGGAGGAUCGGAAGGUUAUCGCAUGGGGUGAGGGACACAAUUCAUGGGUAUGUGUUAUGUUACGCUCCGCACUGUACUUGAUUCCUGUCUUAUAGUGACUACUCAGAGGGCAUCAUCCGUUUUCCAGGUCAGUGGCGUUGCGUUUGACCCUCACUGGACUCCGCCAUCUUCGGAUGGCACGGGAGAAAAUGUUAUGUAUCGAUUUGGAUCUGUUGGUCAGGUACAGCCUUCUUCUUUGCUAUGUUUAUCCCUUGAUUAUUGGCCUGUGGAUUAGAUGCAUGAGACACGGGACAGGCACUAGCAAGUGGGAGGAAAUGAGAAAUGAGUGAGAAGAGAUGAGACCACUGGCCCUGAAGCUGUCACAUUCUUCUUCUUCUUCUUCUUCUAUGAUCAUCAUUUAUCUUCAAUAGUUCUCUUCUGCACCGCACCCUUGUAGAGGAUUUUCAGGUGCUAGACCUAGACCAGCACACCACUUGAUCUGAAAGGGAAGGUAGUUCGACAGAUUCACCACAAAUAAAUCGUUGACUUUAUGUCUGCCAUAAAUGAGUUGCAUAAGUGAGGAAUGGCUGCCAGACUCUCCUCAUAUUUAUCUUCUGAACACAAGGACGAUCAAUUUAUUCUUCAACCCUUGUAGAGGAGUUUCAGGUGCUAGACCUAGACUAGCUUUAUAAGAAUGAUUUCAAUCACACCAUUUCAUCUGCAAGGAAAGGUGGUCGGACAAAUUCACAACAAAUAAAUCGUUGACUUUAUGUCUUCCAUAAAUGAGUUGCAUAAGUGAGGAAUGGCCGCCAGACUCUCUUCAUAUUUAUCCUCUGAACGCAAGGAUGAUCAGUCAGUUCUUCAACCCUUGUAGAGGAGUUUCAGGUGCUAGACCUAGACUAGCUUUAUAAGAAUGAUUUCAAUCACACCAUUUCAUCUGCUAGGAAAGGUAGUCCGACAGAUUCACCACAAAUAAAUCGUUGACUUUAUAUCUGCCAUAAAUGAGUUGCAUAAGUGAGGAAUGGCCGCCAGACUCUGCUCAUAUUUAUCCUCUGAACGCAAGGAUCAUCAGUCAGUUCUUCAACCUUUGCUUGCUGGGUCUUAAGCACCACCAAGAAUGGGCGCAAAUCAUUUUCCAACACUGGUUGAGAAGCUUUAAUCGGUUUUCAAAUACUAUUUCUGUACACAAUAAGCAGAUUUAAAUACUUGCAUCAGAUAUAUCCAUAUUUCUUGAGAGGAAACCUUGUUAAUUUAAUCGAUAUUUCAUAAAUCCUAGAUCAUGACAACCACAAAUAAUCAAAACUGGAUGAUUUUUUUAAUCGGUGAUUUACUUCCCAUGAACUCGAGGAGAAUCUUUUGUUUCAUUAUUAUUAUUAUUAUUAUUAUUAUUUUCCAGGAUACGCAGCUGCUUCUGUGGGACCUGGAGAUGGACGAGAUCGUCGUGCCCAUCAGGCGUCCCCCCGGCGGAUCCCCCACGCUGAGCAGCGGAAGCCACUCGACCCACUGGGACAACGCCUGCCCUGUGGGCACCCUCCAGCCGGCCCCGAGCAUGAGAGACGUGCCAAAGCUGUCUCCUUUAGUUGCCCACCGUGCACACGUGGAGCCUCUCUCGGGCCUGAUAUUCACAGGCGAAUCAGUGCUCACCAUCUGCCGAGAAGGGCACCUGAAGAUCUGGGCCCGGCCCGAGAGAGCCGAAGUCAACCCUCCCCCGACCAGUGCCGAGGCCGUCUUGGCCACUUCCAUCCCCAAGGAGAAGCCGCUGACGCCGUCAGCUCUCAAGGCAAGUGGCGGUUCGAGUUUCAAGCAGCCGCCGGCCAUUCUGACUCAGGACUGA